UACGUGGCAAACGGCUGGGCGGAGCGUGAUCCGUGCGAACGCGAUCGCCGCGCCAUAGCGGGCCGUCGGUCGGUCGCUCGCAGCCUCGUCGCGCAUGUUCUUCGUCGUCGCCUUUUGUGCACUUGCCGUAGCUUGUGCUGUACUUUACUGCUACACACGGACCGCCGUCGAGGCCAUCGCCGACCCGAACUUCAAGAAAUUCCAGCUCACCUAUCUCACUGUGUACUUACUGGCCGUUGCGGGCGAUUGGCUACAAGGAGCUCAUGUCUAUGCUCUCUAUGAAUCCUAUGGCAUGUCAAAGCAUCAAAUCGAGAUCCUCUUCAUCGCCGGGUUCGGCUCCAGUCUACUUUUUGGCACCGUCAUAGGAUCGUUUGCAGAUAAAUUUGGUCGACGCAAUAACUGUCUCAUCUACGGGGUCCUGUACGGGUUGUCAUGUGUCACAAAACACUUCGGAACCAUGGAGGUCCUGAUGGUAGGACGAUUUUUGGGAGGCAUCUCAACCAGCAUUCUCUUUUCCGCCUUUGAAAGCUGGCUCGUCUACGAAAAUAACAAGCGAGGAUUUUCUGAGAAUGCUCUCGCUACAGUAUUCUCUCAUGCAGCUCUUCUCAACGGAAUAAUUGCCAUCCUAUCUGGAUUAGCUGCUCAAGCGGCUGCGAAUGCAUUUGGAUAUGUAGCUCCAUUCGACCUUUCACUAAUUGUCUUGGUAGUGAUGUCCGUAUUUGUGUUUACAACGUGGACGGAAAACUACGGUGAUGAAAAAGCGCCAGUCAAAGAGACUUUCAUCAAAGCGUUCCAUACAAUAAGAACAGACGUGAAUGUGCUUUGUUUGGGAUUGGUACAGUCACUUUUUGAAGGAUCAAUGUAUACUUUUGUCCUAGAAUGGACACCAGCACUUUCUCAGGCCUAUGGUGAAACCAUACCCCAUGGGUGGAUUUUUGCUUCGUUCAUGGUUGCCGCUAUGAUGGGUUCUUCUCUUUUCAAGUUGUUGACAAAGACGGGACAUCCGGAGAAUUUUAUGCGAUUCGUGCUUUUACUGUCAGCUGCUUGCCUUGCAGUACCAGUUAUAGCUCCGACUAGUGUAGUACUAGUAUUUAUUGCUUUUCUAGUUUUUGAGGUUUGCGUUGGCAUAUUCUGGCCAUCAAUGGGUUGUCUACGAGGUGCAUAUGUGCCGGAAGAAACUCGUUCAACUACCAUCAACCUCUUCAGGGUUCCACUCAAUCUCAUUGUCAUCAUAAUUUUGUGGGAGAACUUCUCAAUGUCUGCAAUCUUCCAAUUCUGUGUGGUGUUCUUGUUACUGGCAGCUGGAGCACAACACGUGAUGUACAGCUCUUGGCUCGCUAAGCGAUUUGAUCCUAUGUCAAUUUGAGUGGAAUUACAACUCAAAACCGCCAUCGCACUACCAAUGUCCUGCCUGAGAAGUCGUCAUCAACGCAGACGGCGCGCUCGAUUUCGAACUCAGCUUCGAAUGGAGACAGUAAAAGCUCCAAAACUGCUGCUUGAUACAAUUUCUAUUAUAUUUGUAUAGACGCUUAAGAGCCUACAAUGUGCCUACCUAUGAUGUCGCCUUUGAUUUGCCCAGCAUUUCCCAU
Messenger RNA from Cylicocyclus nassatus, 1589 nucleotides. Lineage: Eukaryota; Metazoa; Nematoda; Chromadorea; Rhabditida; Strongylidae. The record is from the annotation of a GenBank genome assembly.